Messenger RNA from Ananas comosus (pineapple), 2083 nucleotides. RefSeq names its product protein DEK-like. Bases 1 to 1752 code for a protein of 583 amino acids. The record is from RefSeq and is a predicted model, not a curated record. Gene Ontology annotation, biological process: chromatin organization; regulation of double-strand break repair. The transcript has 12 exons. Gene Ontology annotation, molecular function: histone binding; DNA binding. Gene Ontology annotation, cellular component: nucleus. Lineage: Eukaryota; Viridiplantae; Streptophyta; Magnoliopsida; Poales; Bromeliaceae.
AUGGCCUCCGAAACCCUCGACGAGAAGAAGAGCCAGGACGAUGGAUCGGGCCCUGUAGAUGACGAGGAGGAGCCCAUGGAGGAGGAUGAGGAGGAACCGGCGACUCCGGCGGCGGCGGCGGCGGCGGAGGAGGAGGAGGAAGGCGGAGAGGACGGAGAAGAGGAAGCGGAGGAGGAGGAGGGGAAGAGGGGGAGGAAGAGGGGCGUGGGGGAGAAGAAGAAUGGGGAUGGGGAUGCGGAGGAGGAGAAGAAGCAGAAGAAGAGGAGGAGGGGUUCGGUGGUGAGGGAGAGGGCGACGCCGGCCGUGGAGAGGCCAUCGAGGGAGAGGAAGGCCGUGGAGAGGUACACGGCAUCGGCUUCUCGGAGUGCUUCCUCAAAGAAGGUCCCUUCGAUCUUGCAGGGUUCUGGAACCAAGUUGAAGGACAUCCCAAAUGUUUCCUUCAAGUUGUCAAAAAGAAGGAUAGACGAGAAUCUCCAAGUUCUUCAUACAAUCCUUUUCGGAAGGAAGUCAAAUGCCCAUUAUUUGAAAAGAAACAUUUCCCAGUUCUCUGGUUUUGUGUGGGGUGAGAGUGAGGAAAAGCAGAAGGCUAGACUCAAAGAAAAGCUUGAUAAAUGCAACAAAGAGCGGUUACUCGAUUUCUGCGAGCUACUUGAUAUACAUGUUAACAAAGCCACUACGAAGAAGGAGGAAAUCUCUGCAAAAUUGGUGGAAUUCUUGGAAUCCCCUCAUGUUACUCGAGAUGUUAUACUUUCUGAAACACCUGAGAAAGGUAAGAAACGCAGGAGGGCAAAAGGAAUCACUCCAGCAACACUAGGAGAAGCAUCUCCAGAUAAAGAAUCAAAGAGAAAGGGUUAUAAAAGAUCAGUUGAAGCUGAGAACGAAAACGAAGAUGAAGGUGGUUCUGCUGACUCAGCAAAGGAUGCAUCUAUUGAAGCAGAAGAUAACGAAGAGUCAGAUGAAGAGAGUGAGCACGCUAAGAGUGAGCAGGAGAAUGAGGAAAGUGAACCUGAAGAGCCCACAGCAAGCAAUAAAAGAGCUAGUAAAAAGGAGAAGACUUCUACUGGUAAAAAAGCCGCUUCUGCAAAUUCAAGUAGAAGCUCUAAAGUUGUUCCAAAGAAGGUGGAAGUAGAAGAUGAACCGGAUGCACAACUAGAAAGCAAAAAAACCUCAAAGGCCUCAACAAAGCGGAGAAAUGUGGUCAAGAAGGGUUUAGACAAAACAAAUAAAGGGGUUCCAGAUUCUUCUUCAGGGAAAAAAGUUGCUUUGGAUGACCAUAAAUCCAGUCAAUCUACAGUCUCCAAAUCGAGAAAGGAGGAUCAAAGGAAGGGUCAAAGUAAGACUACUGCUAAUAAGAACACUAAGUCUAUCAAGAAGCAGGUUGCUAAGGUGGAUUCAAAGGUUUCCACCAAAAAACAAGGAAAAGGCAAGGCAAGUCGAGAUGCCAACAGUGGACCCAGCACGGAAGAAUUGCAUGCUGUGAUCAGCAAAAUUUUGAAACAAGUGGACUUCAAUACGGCAACUUUGGCUGACAUUCUCCGUCAAUUAGGGAUUCAUUUUAAUGUGGACAUGAUGGAUAGGAAGGCAGAGGUGAAGCGAAUAAUAGAAGAUGUAAUAAAUAGCAUGACGGAUGAUGAGGAAGAAAGCGAGGAUGACGACAAUGAUGGUGGUGAUGAUGCUGGUGGUGAAGCAAAUGAUGAUGAUGGGGGGGAAGAAGAUCACAAGGAAGAUUCAGAUGCAGAUGAUGAUAAGUAACUUAACCAAUUUUUUCCUCGCCCUUUUCUGGCAUGUAUAUGGAGUCAGCCAUUCUCUCUUGUGCUUACUUUUUCUUUUCUGGGAGGAUUUGAGUAACUCUUUUGAUGUACCAGAUAUCCGAGCCUAGUGGCUCCUUGUACAAUAGUCUCCUCAUUAGAUUUUUCUUCUUAAUCUUUCCUGUAGGCAGGUUAGUCUCGAAUGUAAUGUUAAAUAAUUUUUGGCUUGUUGGUCUGAUCAUUGAAUGUAGUUUCAGAAAACCUCAUGAUCCUGUGAUUCAAAUACCUUUCAUGGUGAAUGUCCUUCGAUGAGAAAUUAAAUAAUCCUUCAAUUA